Molecule: messenger RNA, 904 nt
Organism: Tetranychus urticae (two-spotted spider mite)
Lineage: Eukaryota; Metazoa; Arthropoda; Arachnida; Trombidiformes; Tetranychidae
Source: RefSeq, a predicted model, not a curated record
GAAAUGGAUGCAAUAAUAAUCGUAUAAAAGGUCUGAACUGCAAAGCAAAUUAUUCAAUUUAACUUUUCUAAUAGCUAUUGUGAUCAUCUUGUCAUAGAAAUACUUCGAUAUUAUUUAAUAAAACAUCAAAAUGAAAUUUCCAAUUGCUUUGAUUUCCCUUCUCUGUGUUUCAGCAAUCAAUUCAGCUCCAGUUUCUGAAAAGGUUUGUCCUAAAUUUGACCACGACCUUGUCUUUGCAGUUGUCAAAAAUAUAGUCAGUUUUAUCCCAAACUGGCGAUUUGAUGGUACCUUCCGAGAAAAUCUAUUGAAUGUUGCAGAUAAAUUCAUCGAUUCUAAACCUGCUGUUUAUUGGGAUGAGAAACUGGAUGCAAAAACUAAUCUGGUCAUUUUGACUGAUCUUAUUCUUAAAAGCAAUCCAAUAGUAGAAAUCGAAUUAGAAAAAUCUCUCGAAUCUAAUGUUGGAACAUUGGUUCAAUUCAUAAAUGAUUAUUCCCUAUUGACACUCGACAAAACUCAAGUUUUGAAUUGGAUUGUUCGAACUGCAAAUGAGUAUGAAUUUGAAGGAAUUGAUGCUAAAAAAUCGCUCCAUGAAAAUGUCGUAAUUUUUGUUGAAACUGGUCUCAAGAAUAUCAAAGUUGAGGAUAUCCAUUCAUUUAAAGAUUGGGUCAAUGCUGUUAUUGUUCACGAAACUGAAGACUUUUUAUCUUUUGGUCCUGAAGGUACCAUUCAAAAUAUUGUCGCUGGUUUCCUUGAUUUAAUGUAUAUUUCUUGUGUAACUAAACAUUAAUACAUUUGAUGAUUAACUUGAGUAUAAAAUUGAACCAUUUAACAAAACAUUGUUAAUUUCAAUAGGUACAUCUUUAGAAUGUCUUUAUAUUCCUGAAAAAUAUUAAUAAACUAUUAU